Molecule: messenger RNA, 1434 nt
Organism: Pichia kudriavzevii
Lineage: Eukaryota; Fungi; Ascomycota; Pichiomycetes; Pichiales; Pichiaceae
Exons: 1
Coding region: 1-1434 (477 amino acids)
Biological process (GO): mRNA pseudouridine synthesis; snRNA pseudouridine synthesis; box H/ACA sno(s)RNA 3'-end processing
Cellular component (GO): box H/ACA snoRNP complex
Molecular function (GO): RNA binding; pseudouridine synthase activity
Source: RefSeq, a predicted model, not a curated record
AUGUCUGACUACAUGAUCAAGCCUUCCAACGAGGCGCCUACAAAUGAUGCCUCAUCUUGGCCGCUACUUUUAAAGAAUUACGACCAACUUUUAGUUAGAUCUUCCCAUUAUACUCCAAUUCCAGCUGGUUGCUCACCAUUGAAGAGACCGAUUGACCAAUAUGUCCGUUCCGGUAUUAUCAACUUGGACAAGCCAUCCAAUCCUUCAUCCCAUGAGGUUGUUGCUUGGAUUAAGAGAAUUUUAAGAGUUGAAAAAACAGGUCAUUCCGGUACUUUGGAUCCAAAAGUCACUGGUUGUUUGAUUGUCUGUGUUGACAGGGCCACUAGGCUAGUCAAGUCCCAACAAGGUGCUGGUAAGGAGUAUGUUUGUAUUGUUAGAUUACACAGCGCCUUGGAUGAUGAGAAGAAGAUGGGCAGAGCCUUGGAAAAUUUAACUGGUGCUUUAUUCCAGAGACCUCCUUUAAUUUCUGCCGUUAAGAGACAGUUGAGAGUCCGUACAAUUUAUGACUCUAAACUUUUUGAGUUUGAUAACGAUAGAGGACUGGGUGUCUUUUGGGCCUCUUGUGAAGCAGGUACCUAUAUGAGAACCUUGUGUGUCCAUUUGGGUAUGUUGUUAUCCGUUGGUGGCCAUAUGCAAGAAUUAAGAAGAGUCAGGUCUGGUGCCCUGUCUGAAAAUGACAACCUGGUGACUUUACAUGAUGUUUUGGAUGCGCAAUUUCUCUAUGAUAACUCUAGAGACGAAUCUUACCUACGUAAAAUCAUCAUGCCAUUAGAGACCUUAUUGACAAGUUAUAAGAGGAUAGUCGUCAAGGAUUCUACUGUCAAUGCAAUCUGUUAUGGUGCCAAGUUGAUGAUUCCGGGAUUAUUAAGAUACGAGAAGGGAAUCGAAUUAUAUGAUGAAGUUGUUAUUAUGACCACCAAGGGUGAGGCCAUUGCAAUUGGUAUUGCGCAAAUGUCUACUGUUGAUUUGACCACCUGUGACCAUGGUGUUGUUGCCACUGUCAAGAGAUGUAUUAUGGAGAGAGACACUUAUCCAAGAAGAUGGGGUAUGGGUCCAAUUGCAAUGAAGAAGAAGCAGAUGAAGACCGAGGGUAAAUUGGACAAGUAUGGACGUGCUAACGAAAACACUCCUGAAUCGUGGAAGAAGGAUUACGUGAGUCAUGAAGAUGUCAAGGCUCCAGAGGUUCCUGCGGACAAGUUGGUUGUACCAGAGGUGCAGAAGGCCAAGAGUUCCUUAUUUGACGACAAGAAGGACCAAGUUAAGGAGGAGAAGAAGGACGAAGUCAAGGAGGAAAAGAAGGAGAAGAAGGACAAGAAGGAAAAGAAGGACAAGAAGGAAAAGAAGGACAAGAAGGACAAGAAGGACAAGAAGAGAAAGGCCGAAGACUCUGACGAGAAGUCUGACAAGAAGAAGAAGAAGAAGUCUAAGGACUAA